Molecule: messenger RNA, 2423 nt
Organism: Dendronephthya gigantea
Lineage: Eukaryota; Metazoa; Cnidaria; Anthozoa; Malacalcyonacea; Nephtheidae
Exons: 7
Coding region: 7-2058 (683 amino acids)
Biological process (GO): protein ubiquitination
Cellular component (GO): nucleus
Molecular function (GO): ubiquitin protein ligase activity; protein binding
Source: RefSeq, a predicted model, not a curated record
CACUAUAUGGCGACUGCCAUUGAUGCAGAAAGCGAUGGAGUUUCCGAAGAAAUCGAGUUAUUGCAGGCAAUCUAUGUACAUGAAAUUGAAUUAUCUGGCUUAGAUGAAAGGCCAAUAGUGGUCAACUUGUUUCUUCAUCCAAGCACAGGCGAUGAUGACCACAACUCAAAAUAUGUCUGCCUUAAUCUCUGUCUGUCAAUUUGUGGUGAAUAUCCAUUCCAAUCUCCGGGUAUCUCGAUUAAAAACCCGCGAGGAAUAUCCGAUGCCCAUCUCAGCAGCAUUCAUGAAAACCUAAUUGCUUUGGCGAAAGAGAAAAUUGGAUCCCCAAUGCUGUAUGACUUAAUUGAGUACACAAAAGAAUGUUUGUCUGACAACAAUGUACCCAGUUGUCCUUGUGUUAUUUGUCUGGAACAUUUUGGGAAAGAAGAAAAUUUUGUGAAAACGGAAUGUUAUCAUUAUUUUCAUUCUGUGUGUCUUGCAAAUUAUGUCAAGCAUUUUUUGAGCAAGAAUCACGAUAAAAAGAUUGUGUGUCCAAUGUGUAGACUUGAUAUUGUAUAUGACAGGAGUGAAAAUGGAAAUAAAGACAACAGCAGUUGUAUGGAAGAUGUGUUUGUUUAUAAGCCAGAUGAGAAACAGUUGAAAGCACAGGCAGAACGACAAAAGAUAUUCGAAUAUCAAAAACAGAAGGGGGGCAUUAUUAAUAUUGAAGAAGAGAGAAAUAAAUAUCUUAUUGGAAUAAAAAAUGAAAAGGUCAAGGAAAGUGAUAACAGUGACUUUCAGUCUGACGGAAUACCAGCUCCAGUUACACCAGGAAUGUUGGGUAAAACUAAAAUAUUACCAUGUGGUGUUUCUAGUCAAUCUAUGGAUCAAACCUGUAAGGAAAAAAUAACUGAUGAAGGCAAGAGAAAUAAGAAGAAUACAAGACCUUCCAAAGAGAAUGAUUAUAGUCAGAGCUCUGACCUAGCCUCUGGUAGGGGAAAGAGUGAGAAGAGGAGGGAUAGAAAUGGUCAGAGAAGGAUGCAAGUAGGUGAUUCUGGGAAUAAUGGUAGUAAUCUGGCUCGUGAAACUAAAGAACCUGGUGUCGAGAGAUCGGGUUUUCACAAAGACAGUAGAAGAAAUGAUGUCAAGAUAAGACAGAAUAAGGAAAGUCAGAAAGAAGAACUACGGCGAAGGACAGGUUGUGAGACGAACAGGGGUUUGGAUAGACCUGAGACUCAAAGUAAAUCCAAGAACUUUCAUUCAGAAAGCGAUAUGAGGGAUAGAAAUCUUGAGAGCACAAGAGAAGGUGGAGACCAGCAUGAGGAGCUCAAAAAACAGCCUGCAAAAGAUGAGAUGCCUUUGAAUUGGAGAAGGAAAGAUGGCGAGAGCCAGGAGAGAGAGCAAGGAGCAUCGAAAGAACAAACAAGUGAUGUUUGCCCCGAGGAGCGAGGAUUGAAGAAGAAAGAUGAGAACGACGUGAAGUCAAAUAAGACUACGUCAAAGCCAAAAACUAGAAAUUUGAAGGUGACCAGGAAACACACAGAAAAUGAAGGCAGUGAGGCGAAAAAUAUCGACAAUAAUUCCACUUCGAGGGAAACAGUGAUCAAGCAGACUGAUAAGAAACAAAAAUACCGAAGAACACCAACUCCAAGGAAGUCACAUGAAGGUGAUAAAGAUCCUCCUGUGCAGAGAAGAAAUCAAACGUCAUUCAGCUCAGUCGCUUCGGGAAUAAGGAACCCACGAGAAGAUGCUACGAAAAUCGAGCGCAUUUCCAAUAGUAAUGAUUCUCUUUCAUUUGCACAAAAGAAAAAAGCUCCAAAGAACAGCGACGCAAGUAUUUCAAGAGUUGAGAAGACCUCUUCAAAUGAUGGUGGCCAUGUUGGUAAUACCAUGGAUGGUGAAAAUAGACCAGGGCGUGAUCAUCAAACACUUCCAGGGUUCGAAAAUAAGAAGUCAGAUAAAAUUGUUGGUAAACAUUUGAAAGCUGAACAUCUCAGUGGUGUAACAGGUCACGGUAGGAAACCUCCCAGACCUCCUCCUGGAUUUGAAAAUGUAAAACCUAACAGCAAGAGUCUGUAACGAGUUAAUGCAUUAUUAAAAAAGUUCAAGUAAAGAAGUUUUAUAUUCAGUGAAUUUUUGGCAAAAAUAUUGCCUGCCUCAUACUAAACGUAUUAUCUAAAAAUUAAUUCGUUUUUCUCACACGCCAGUGAAAAAUCUAAGCAACGGAAUCUUUAACUGUAGGUUAAUUCUCAAUGCUUUUUCCACUUUUAACAGUAGAAGAAAUCUCAUUGUUAUUAAUAUUGCUAGUUGCUUUCAAUCCAGGAAAUAACAAAAAAAUGGAAAUGGUGGAGUGAGGCAAUCUAGUUAGGUUGAUAAUUCGAUAAUUAUGAAUUCUAGUUUUGACAUUGUGAAACUAAAUAUUAACCAUUUAUAUGACGAUAUAU